This is a messenger RNA of Amblyraja radiata (thorny skate), 1869 nucleotides long. RefSeq names its product meprin A, alpha (PABA peptide hydrolase), tandem duplicate 1 (gene mep1a.1). Gene Ontology annotation, cellular component: membrane. Gene Ontology annotation, molecular function: metalloendopeptidase activity; zinc ion binding; protein binding. Gene Ontology annotation, biological process: proteolysis. NCBI's taxonomy places the organism in Eukaryota, Metazoa, Chordata, Chondrichthyes, Rajiformes, Rajidae. The record is from RefSeq and is a predicted model, not a curated record.
AUGGGCGGAGGACACUGCUCAGAAGAGCGAGCAGAAGCAGGAAACAACUGUCUAUUUGUUAUAGAGGAGGAAACAUCAGUAAGAGAGGACUUGAGGGAUGUACCCAUGGAAGACCCUGACAUCACAUUAUCUGUGGAUGGUAGUGCAUCCAUUGGACCGCGAGAUUACGAAGUAGAUGCUGGGGAUUUCAGAGAGGACAUCCCACAAAUAAAUGCAGAAUCCCAGAGGUUUUUGUUUCAAGGAGACAUUGCAGGAACUCGAGAACGGAAUGCUCUUAAAGAUCCAACAACAAGAUGGUCAUUUCCUAUUCCAUAUAUUCUGACUGAUAACCUUGAACUAAAUGCCAAAGGUGUAAUCUUGCUUGCGUUUGAGCAGUAUCGAUUGAAAUCGUGCAUUGAUUUUAAACCAUAUGAAGGAGAAAAAACAUUUCUAUCUUUUAAAAAGUUAGAUGGGUAUUGCUGGUCUUCUGUUGGUGACCAACACAGUGGUCAAGAAGUGUCCAUUGGUGAACGGUGUGACACAAAAGCCAUUGUUGAGCAUGAACUUCUGCAUGCACUAGGAUUCUACCAUGAGCAGUCAAGAACAGACCGUGAUGAUUAUGUUAAUAUUUGGUGGAAUGAAAUUAUUCAAGGUAUGGAGCACAAUUUUGUUGUUUAUAAUGAUGACCUAAUUACUGCGAAUACUCCUUAUGACUAUGAAUCUGUGAUGCAUUAUGCGCCAUUCUCCUUCAAAAAUGAUAGUUUGCCAACCAUCACUACAAAGAUACCAGCUUUUGAUGAUAUCAUUGGACAACGUUUGGACUUCAGUGCUAUUGAUUUGAGGUUAAAUCGGAUGUAUAAUUGCACUUCCACUCUCACACUGUUGGAUCAGUGCGCAUUUGAGUUCAUUAAUAUCUGUGGCAUGAUACAGGGGGAACAUGAAGAUGCUGAUUGGAAACAUGUGCAGAGCAGGCCUGGAAAUGAGGAUCAUACUGUAACUGGGAAAUGUAGAGAUGCUGGAUACUUCAUGUACUUUGAUACUCAGAAUGGUAAUGGUCAAACUGCUAUUCUGGAGUCCAGGAUCCUAUACCCUAAAAGGACUGAGCAGUGUCUUCAGUUUUUCUAUAAAAUGACAGGCAGUCUGGAUAAACUCACUGUAUGGAUGAAAAUAGAUGAUGGAACUGGAGCUGUUAGAAAAUUAGUUAAAAUGAAAACAUUUCAAGCGGAUGGCACCCUUUCUUGGAACAUUGCCACUGACUUUCAUGCAACGGCCAAGUUUCGUUAUAUUUUCCAAGGAAUGAUUGGUAAUUUCAGUCAGUCUUCCGGUGGCAUUUUCCUGGACGAUGUCACUUUUACUGAGACCUCCUGUCCUUAUGGCGUCUGGCAUGUGAAGAACUUCACAAGCAUGCUUCACCAGAUGAGAUAUAACGAGACCGUAUUCAGUCCCUGCUUCACCAGCCCAGAAGGAUAUGGAUAUGGCUUAAAAUUAUUUCCUCAUUCUCGUUAUGAAAAUUACACAGGACUCUUUUUUCACCUGUGCAGUGGUGAAAAUGAUGGCAUUCUUGAAUGGCCAGCGGGAAAUCGACAAGCCUUUAUCGCCGUAAUGGAUCAACAUCCUGACGUAAAGCUUAGAAUGUCAUCCACCAGAAGCUUUACCACAAAUGGAAGUUUGGUUAUAUCAGAAAAAAAUGACACCUUCUAUUGGGACAAACCUACAUUGACUGGAGUGUAUGAUAGCACAUGCGAUUGCUACCGGAGUAUGUCUUGGGGAUGGUCAACUUCAUAUCACCAAACGCUUCACCGUAGAAGUUUCUUAAAAAAUGACGAACUCAUUAUAUUUGUCGAGUUCAUGGCACCAAUGACUGCUACGCCUGGAAAUCCAGCUGCAUAG